This is a messenger RNA of Mus caroli (Ryukyu mouse), 3480 nucleotides long. NCBI's taxonomy places the organism in Eukaryota, Metazoa, Chordata, Mammalia, Rodentia, Muridae. The record is from RefSeq and is a predicted model, not a curated record.
CUCAGGCUGUCGCGGGCGGCCUUUGAGGUUCGGGCUGGGGCCGUGGUUCCACGAGGUUCGCGUGGCCGGCUGGAGCGGGGAGAUGGCGCGACCGUGCAGGCCACACCCGCCGCGGGGGUGACACGGACGCUGGGCCCCUCUGAGGGACCUGGCUCACUGUGCUUCGGCCUCACUCACCGAGCCGUGUGACCUCUUCCCUUCCCCCGAGGCCCAGGAGGCAGCAUGGAGAAGCAAAAGCCCUUCACGCUGUUCGUCCCGCCGAGGCUGAGCAGCAGUCAAGUGUCCGCCGUGAAACCGCAGACGGCGGGAGGAGACUCCAACUACUUCAAGACUGUCAACAAAUGUACAGAAGGUGAUUUUGGUGUUCCAUUUACAAUGUCCAGUCGGGAAAACAUUGAUAAAGAUCCUGCUUUUCAAAAACUUAAUAUUUUGCCCACGAUCGAACAGGUUGCUAAUUCUGGCAGUUGUCACUAUCAGGAAGGAGUAAAUGACUCUGAUUUUGAGAAUUCAGAGCCAAUGAGCAGACUGUAUUCAAAGCUGUAUAAAGAGGCUGAAAAGAUAAAAAAGUGGAAAGUGAGCAUAGAAUCUGAACUGAAGCAGAAAGAAAAUAAGUUGCAAGAAAACAGAAAGAUAAUUGAAGCCCAGCGAAAAGCCAUUCAGGAACUUCAGUUUGAAAAUGAAAAAGUAAGCUUGAAAUUAGAAGAAGAAAUUCAAGAAAAUAAAGAUUUAAUAAAGGGGUGGGACAAGAUAGAAAUGGCUGAUGAAUAUGAGCGGGAAGAAACCAGACAAGUUUAUGUGGAUCUAAAUAGCAACAUUGAGAAAAUGAUACUAGCUUUUGAGGAACUUCGUGUGCAAGCUGAGAAUGCCAGACUGGAAAUGCAUUUUAAGUUAAAGGAAGAUCAUGAAAAAAUCCAACAUCUUGAAGAAGAAUAUCAGAAGGAAGUAAACAACAAGGAGAAUCAGGUAUCACAACUGUUGAUCCAAAGUGCUGAGAAAGAAAAUAAAAUGAAAGAUUUAACAUUUCUCUUAGAGGAAUCCAGAGAUAAAGCUAAUCAAUUAGAGGAAAAAACAAAAUUACAAGAUGAAAACUUAAAAGAAUUAAGUGAAAAGAAGGAUCAUUUAACAUCAGAACUUGAAGAUAUUAAAAUGUCUAUGCAAAGAAGUAUGAGCACUCAGAAAGCAUUAGAGGAAGAUUUGCAGAUAGCAACAAAAACUAUUUCUCAGCUCACUGAAGUAAAAGAAGCUCAAAUGGAAGAACUCAACAAAGCUAAAACUACUCACUCAUUUGUGGUGACUGAACUUAAAGCUACUACAUGCACCUUGGAGGAAUUACUGAGAACAGAACAGCAAAGGUUGGAAAAAAAUGAAGACCAACUGAAACUGAUUACUGUGGAACUCCAGAAGAAAUCAAGUGAACUAGAAGAGAUGACUAAAUUUAAAAAUAACAAAGAAGUGGAACUUGAAGAAUUGAAAAACAUAUUGGCAGAAGAUCAAAAACUUUUAGAUGAAAAGAAACAAGUUGAGAAGCUUGCUGAAGAAUUACAAGGGAAAGAACAAGAACUAACUUUCCUUUUGGAAACCAGAGAGAAAGAAGUCCAUGAUUUGCAAGUACAAGUAACUGUCACUAAAACAAGUGAACAGCAUUAUUUAAAACAGGUUGAAGAAAUGAAAACUGAGCUUGAAAAAGAGAAACUUAAGAAUACUGAAUUAACUGCAAGUUGUGACAUGCUUUUGCUUGAGAACAAAAAAUUAGUACAAGAAGCAAGUGAUAUGGCCCUAGAACUCAAGAAACAUCAAGAAGAUAUCAUUAAUUGCAAAAAGCAAGAAGAAAGGCUGUUGAAACAAAUAGAAAAUUUGGAAGAAAAAGAAAUGCAUUUAAGGGAUGAACUGGAAUCAGUAAGAAAAGAGUUCAUACAGCAAGGAGAUGAAGUUAAGUGUAAAUUGGACAAGAGUGAAGAAAAUGCUCGAAGCAUUGAAUGUGAAGUUUUAAAGAAAGAAAAGCAGAUGAAGAUAUUAGAAAAUAAGUGUAAUAAUUUAAAGAAACAAGUUGAAAAUAAAAGCAAGAAUAUUGAAGAGCUUCACCAGGAGAAUAAAACCUUGAAAAAAAAGAGUUCAGCAGAAAUCAAACUACUGAAUGCAUAUGAGAUAAAGGUCAGUAAAUUAGAGUUGGAAUUAGAAAGUACCAAGCAAAGAUUUGAAGAAAUGACUAACAGUUACCAGAAGGAAAUUGAGAACAAAAAGAUAUCAGAAGAAAAGCUUUUGGGAGAGGUUGAGAAAGCCAAAGCAACAGUUGAUGAAGCUUUAAAGUUACAGAAAGAAAUUGAUUUACGAUGCCAACAUAAGAUAGCUGAAAUGGUAGCACUUAUGGAAAAACAUAAGCACCAAUAUGAUAAGAUUGUUGAAGAAAGAGACUCAGAAUUAGGACUUUAUAAAAACAGAGAACAAGAACAGUCAUCAGUGAAGAUUGCUUUGGAGACUGAACUGUCUAAUAUCAGAAAUGAACUUGUAUCCCUUAAGAAGCAACUUGAAGUAGAAAAAGAAGAAAAAGAGAAACUAAAAAUGGCAAAAGAAAACACAGCUAUUCUCAAAGAUAAAAAAGACAAGAAAAUACAGGCAUCUUUACUGGAAUCACCUGAAGCCACUAGUUGGAAAUUUGAUUCUAAAACAACUCCUUCACAAAAUAUAUCUCGGCUUUCCUCAUCAAUGGAUAGUGGCAAAUCCAAAGAUAACAGAGAUAAUCUGCGGGCAUCUGCCAAAAGCAUUUUACCUACAACAGUUACAAAGGAAUAUACAGUGAAGACACCAACUAAAAAGAGUAUAUAUCAAAGAGAAAACAAGUAUAUACCUACUGGAGGAAGUAAUAAAAAGAGAAAAACAGCCUUUGAAUUUGAUGUUAAUUCAGAUAGUUCAGAAACCGCUGAUCUCUUGAGCCUGGUUUCAGAGGAAGAUGUAUCAAAUAGACUUUAUGAUAAUAAUCUACCAGAUUCUCAUCUAUUAGUUAAAACCCCCAAACAGACUCCUUUAUCACUAUCAACUCCUGCAUCUUUUAUGAAGUUUGGAAGUCUGAAAAAAAUGAGAGAGGACCGUUGGACAACGAUUGCUAAAAUUGAUAGGAAAAGAAGACUAAAGGAAGCAGAAAAGUUAUUUUCUUAAUUUCAGAAAACCAAUGUUGGUUACAGAGACAAAAAACAUUAAAUAGUUAACUUUAUUAUUUCCAAGAGAGCCAAACUUUACCAAGGAAUUCAGACUUUAAAAUUAAUUACACAAAUAACUUGGGUUUAUGUUACUAUAUUUGUGGCCUAAAUAUAAAAUAACUAUAUUUCAUCUGAGUUUUUUAUUUAAUUCGGAUACUUAACAUUUUGUUGCUUUUACUUGCAAUGGAUAUUGAAGUUCGAAGUUUUUUAACUUGAGCUUUUGAUCAUUAGAAAUGCAUUAUUAAGAUUUAUAAAUUUUUCUUUGUUAUUAAAAUAUUUUGAAUGC